Messenger RNA from Girardinichthys multiradiatus, 766 nucleotides. RefSeq names its product transmembrane protein 229B-like. The record is from RefSeq and is a predicted model, not a curated record. Lineage: Eukaryota; Metazoa; Chordata; Actinopteri; Cyprinodontiformes; Goodeidae. The transcript is spliced from 2 exons. The coding region runs from base 132 to 665 and encodes 177 amino acids.
ACAGAGACAUCAGUGUCUGAUAACAUGGAGCAGCUUAAUGUUUAGCCUUGAAACCACACUCACACGCACGUGCACACCCAAGGGGAAGCAGAGGGAUUAUAAAGGCACAGAGAUCCAUACACCGGCCAGGGAUGAAGGGCAGGAAAGUCGCAGUGGGAGGGAGAAGUGAUCGAGCAGGGCCUGUUGUUGGAGAUGAAUCCCCAGCAGAUCCUGAUGACAGCAGCUCCUUUUGGCCUCUCUCAGCCUGGUUUCGUCUCUAUGUGUACGCUCUGCACGGCUGCCUCUGCGAAGUGGCCUUCACUGCAGCGUAUGACUGGUGCAGCACCCGGGACAGGAGGCUGACAGGUCACAGCAGUCUGUGGUCGCUGCCCAUGUACGCCACUGCAAUCUUCUGCAUGGAGGGCCUGAGGGCCCGGCUGCUGGCCCAGCAUCACUCGCUCCCUUUGCGACUGACAACUUACACUUUAUUCAUUUACACAUGGGAGUUCAGCUGGGGGGUAGGGCUGAGGCUGCUGGGGGCCUGUCCCUGGGAUUACUCUGCCCAUCGGUACAAUCUAGGAGGACUGGUGACUCUGGAGUAUGCACUGGCCUGGGCUGUUGCGGCAUUUAUAGCAGAGCAGCAUGUAAUCAAGAAUACCUUAAGGAUAAGAUUGAAAAACGGCUGAUUUCAUGAUGUGCUUGCAAAAUCAGCCACGAAAUAUUUGAUGUCGUUUCUUGCAGGAACAGGUCUUUUUUAAUCAUGUCAUAAUAAAAAAACAUGAGGGGA